AUGGCUGCCUUCCAAGAUAACGCUGUUACGGCGUUGGCUUCCACGAGCUCGUCAUCACUAACUUUUGCAUUACAGGCUUUACUCCAUCGCCAUGAAUCAUACAUGGCCGAGGCUGAAGAAGACCGUCAUCGGUUCCUCACCAGUAUUGAGAACCUAGAACGCGAGAAACGUGAGGUGCAGGUCGAAAAUGCCCGCAUCAUCGAAGAAAAUCGUGGAUUGUUGGAGCAGCUGGACAUUCUGAACAAGGCCGUCGCUGAUGCAGAUUCUCAUGCCAAGUCCCUUGAAGUUAGACUAGAGAAUUCCGAAGCUGAGCUUCGCAAAGUGACGGUGUCAGCUACUCGUGCAGCUGACCUCGACGCCCAAUUAGUUCAGAUGGAGAAUGAACAAUCCAGGCUCCAUGAGAGCCUGGAGUCAGCUGAAGAAGAAUCAAGAUCGGCGGUCCAGCGAUGGAAGAAGGCGGAAAGUACUCUAAGGGAUCUCCAUGAUCAAAUCGACCGCAUCGAGAAGGAGGCACAGCAGGAACGCGAGCGCCAUGCCGAAGCAGUCCAGCGCAUGGAGAAGAAACGGACCGUUGAGCGGGAGCUAGAUGGCGCUGCUAGACGGCUAAAGGGAGCCGCGGCGACUCAUGAGUUGGGCAGGAGUCACGGGGGAACCGUGGUGUCCCGCUUUGUCCGGGACAUAUUACAGGAUAAUGCCAAUUUGCAAUUAGGAAUCGUUGAAUUACGGGAAUUGCUAGAGAUGGUCCCAAUGACAGAAAGUGACGGGCAAGUGCCGCAACUUGCACCGACAUUGAGUCAAGAACUUGAGUCCAAGGAACCGCGCCAGGCACCGCAAGAGUUCCACAUUCACCACCAUUAUCAUACGCCAUCUAUCAAAAAGGAGAGGCCCGCGCUCUUCCGACGUUCCAAGAACAGACAUACCUGGGGGCAUCCGAAUACUGUACACUCUCCUUCUGGUACGAAAUUAGCUCGCAAACCAACGCACCGGUCGCAGUCUUCACACUCUUCUGCAUUCACAAUGAUGUCCCAGCCCUCCCUACAGAUUCCCUCGGCUUCUCAACGCUGGUCCUCGCAGUCGCCCGGGGCUGAGUCCAUAGCGAGCUCACCGCAGUCCGGAUAUCGGUCGUCAUCUAUAUUUGAUAGAGUAGAGCGUGGGUUUGAUUCUUCGCGAGCUACGAGCCCCGACAGCACAGCCUUUUCGCCAUUAAGGGUUAGUCGACGAAAAAGCAGCUGUUAUGAUGCUAGUUUUCGGUCUCCUGAAACGGAUGUUUCGGUCGAUCCUUUGGAUGAUGGUGUUUUCAGCAAAGGUCUUGGGGAUGCAUUCCAGCCUGUCAUACCGGAGGAACGGGAGGACUCCUUGCAUUACGCCACUUCUGAGAGGGCCUUUUCUCCUGCGCCUGAUGAUGUUUUUGCUUCCCCUUAUCGCUCAAGGCGUAAACAAUCGCAUGAGAGCUUGUUCUCUGUUGCAGGCAUGGACAUCCAUACUCCCAGUCGACGUCCAUCGCGGAUGGAGGACAUCUCGAGGCCCUUAUCUGCUCGCGUACCGCGCCGUAUCUUCUCUAGUAACGAUCGGUUCUCCAACCCAGUUCUCUCAACGAGCAGAGUCACCGCCAAUAGAGAGCCUUCAAAAAUUGACCAGUCUUCGCAAACGCUACUUGCUUCAAUGGCUGCUAGUAAGCAAUCCGAGACAGGGUCAGCAAUAGGUGGCCACUUGGACCCCACUGGGACACCUACCCGGAAGAUUUCCCUCACCCGCCGCGUAGGUGGAUGGAUGCGAGAGCAUCUGGGAAAUGCACCCACAGCGGGUAUUGGUGACACAAAACCUGACCAAGAGCAACCAAUACCGUCGACGUCGCAGGUAUCGCCCGAUACGACACCUCCAUCCACUGCGAAUAGACAGCCAAACCCCAAGGCUGACAAAGUUCCGAGCCUGCGAUUUCGAUACCCUGGCGUGAACCAGAAAGGUCCAGUCAUGGGUUUUCGGCCAGCCUCCCGAGCCCCUUUUGCGAUUCACGCGGAGGCUAUUGAUGAGAGCCUGUUGAGGGAGACUUUGGCAGAGUGA
Messenger RNA from Aspergillus nomiae NRRL 13137, 2061 nucleotides. RefSeq lists its product as uncharacterized. Bases 1 to 2061 code for a protein of 686 amino acids. The transcript has 2 exons. The record is from RefSeq and is a predicted model, not a curated record. NCBI's taxonomy places the organism in Eukaryota, Fungi, Ascomycota, Eurotiomycetes, Eurotiales, Aspergillaceae.